AUGAGGGCAUGCAGCGCCUUUGAGUCGACUCAAGAGCUGAGGACAGUGAUGAGGGCAUGCAGCGCCUUUGAGUCGACUCAAGAGCUGAGGACAGUGAUGAGGGCAUGCAGCGCCUUUGAGUCGACUCAAGAGCUGAGGACAGUGAUGAGGGCAUGCAGCGCCUUUGAGUCGACUCAAGAGCUGAGGACAGUGAUGAGGGCAUGCAGCGCCUUUGAGUCGACUCAAGAGCUGAGGACAGUGAUGAGGGCAUGCAGCGCCUUUGAGUCGACUCAAGAGCUGAGGGCAUGCAGCGCCUUUGAGUCGACUCAAGAGCUGAGGACAGUGAUGAGGGCAUGCAGCGCCUUUGAGUCGACUCAAGAGCUGAGGACAGUGAUGAGGGCAUGCAGCGCCUUUGAGUCGACUCAAGAGCUGAGGACAGUGAUGAGGGCAUGCAGCGCCUUUGAGUCGACUCAAGAGCUGAGGACAGUGAUGAGGGCAUGCAGCGCCUUUGAGUCGACUCAAGAGCUGAGGACAGUGAUGAGGGCAUGCAGCGCCUUUGAGUCGACUCAAGAGCUGAGGACAGUGAUGAGGGCAUGCAGCGCCUUUGAGUCGACUCAAGAGCUGAGGACAGUGAUGAGGGCAUGCAGCGCCUUUGAGUCGACUCAAGAGCUGAGGACAGUGAUGAGGGCAUGCAGCGCCUUUGAGUCGACUCAAGAGCUGAGGACAGUGAUGAGGGCAUGCAGCGCCUUUGAGUCGACUCAAGAGCUGAGGACAGUGAUGAGGGCAUGCAGCGCCUUUGAGUCGACUCAAGAGCUGAGGACAGUGAUGAGGGCAUGCAGCGCCUUUGAGUCGACUCAAGAGCUGAGGACAGUGAUGAGGGCAUGCAGCGCCUUUGAGUCGACUCAAGAGCUGAGGACAGUGAUGAGGGCAUGCAGCGCCUUUGAGUCGACUCAAGAGCUGAGGACAGUGAUGAGGGCAUGCAGCGCCUUUGAGUCGACUCAAGAGCUGAGGACAGUGAUGAGGGCAUGCAGCGCCUUUGAGUCGACUCAAGAGCUGAGGACAGUGAUGAGGGCAUGCAGCGCCUUUGAGUCGACUCAAGAGCUGAGGACAGUGAUGAGGGCAUGCAGCGCCUUUGAGUCGACUCAAGAGCUGAGGACAGUGAUGAGGGCAUGCAGCGCCUUUGAGUCGACUCAAGAGCUGAGGACAGUGAUGAGGGCAUGCAGCGCCUUUGAGUCGACUCAAGAGCUGAGGACAGUGAUGAGGGCAUGCAGCGCCUUUGAGUCGACUCAAGAGCUGAGGACAGUGAUGAGGGCAUGCAGCGCCUUUGAGUCGACUCAAGAGCUGAGGACAGUGAUGAGGGCAUGCAGCGCCUUUGAGUCGACUCAAGAGCUGAGGACAGUGAUGAGGGCAUGCAGCGCCUUUGAGUCGGCUCAAGAGCUGAGGACAGUGAUGAGGGCAUGCAGCGCCUUUGAGUCGACUCAAGAGCUGAGGACAGUGAUGAGGGCAUGCAGCGCCUUUGAGUCGACUCAAGAGCUGAGGACAGUGAUGAGGGCAUGCAGCGCCUUUGAGUCGACUCAAGAGCUGAGGACAGUGAUGAGGGCAUGCAGCGCCUUUGAGUCGACUCAAGAGCUGAGGACAGUGAUGAGGGCAUGCAGCGCCUUUGAGUCGACUCAAGAGCUGAGGACAGUGAUGAGGGCAUGCAGCGCCUUUGAGUCGACUCAAGAGCUGAGGACAGUGAUGAGGGCAUGCAGCGCCUUUGAGUCGGCUCAAGAGCUGAGGACAGUGAUGAGGGCAUGCAGCGCCUUUGAGUCGACUCAAGAGCUGAGGACAGUGAUGAGGGCAUGCAGCGCCUUUGAGUCGACUCAAGAGCUGAGGACAGUGAUGAGGGCAUGCAGCGCCUUUGAGUCGACUCAAGAGCUGAGGACAGUGAUGAGGGCAUGCAGCGCCUUUGAGUCGACUCAAGAGCUGAGGACAGUGAUGAGGGCAUGCAGCGCCUUUGAGUCGACUCAAGAGCUGAGGGCAUGCAGCGCCUUUGAGUCGACUCAAGAGCUGAGGACAGUGAUGAGGGCAUGCAGCGCCUUUGAGUCGACUCAAGAGCUGAGGACAGUGAUGAGGGCAUGCAGCGCCUUUGAGUCGACUCAAGAGCUGAGGACAGUGAUGAGGGCAUGCAGCGUACUGCUGCUGCACGCAGGCAUGCAGGGCACUGCUGCUGCAUGCAGGCGCGUCCGCCACCACCACCGCUAUGGCGCACACACCACCACUGCAGCCAGCUACGCUACCCCCGCUGCCAGCACUGGUGUGAGCCUGGUGCCAUGCGGAGAGGGCCGCCAUGUCAGGGACCUGGGGCACACGGGCAGCAUGGGGAAGGAGUCGCUCAAGAUGUGCACAGGAAGGCAGGCUUUAAGAUGA
This is a messenger RNA of Closterium sp. NIES-65, 2388 nucleotides long. Lineage: Eukaryota; Viridiplantae; Streptophyta; Zygnematophyceae; Desmidiales; Closteriaceae. The record is from the annotation of a GenBank genome assembly.